AUGACGGAAAAAGGUUUCGCGACGAUAGCUAUUCAUGCCGGGCAAGAUCCUGAUCAGUGGAAUCAUCGUUCGGUUGUACCACCUUUGGUGAUGUCCGCCACUUUUAAGCAGAAUAGUCCAGCGCUGCCUAAACAUUUUUCAUAUGGCAGAAUCAGCAAUCCUACGCGUAAUGUUCUGGAGACAUGCCUGGCUACUUUAGAGAAAGGCAAACAUGCCUUUUGCUUUUCUUCUGGAUUAGGUACCCUUACUGCUAUUAUAGGUUUAUUGGAGGUAGGAGAUCAUUUGGUUGUCGGAGACGAUCUUUAUGGUGGAACCAACAGUUACAUCCAGAAAUGUAGUAGCAAACAAGGCAUGAAAUGUACUUUCGUUGAUAUGACUAAUGUACAAAAUGUUAUAGAUGCCAUACAGCCAAAUACAAAAAUGAUAUGGCUAGAGACGCCGACAAAUCCUUUGAUGAAAUUAACAGAUAUAAAAGCUGUUGCUGAAAGUCUGAAAUCUCGUCCAGACAUUAUAAUAGUUGUUGAUAAUACAUUUUUGACAUGUUAUUUUCAAAAACCUCUUGACCUUGGUGCCGACAUAGUGAUGUAUAGCUUGACCAAGUAUAUGAAUGGCUAUAUGGAUGUGAUUAUGGGUGCCGCUAUAACGCGCCGGGACGAUCUCGCGCAGAAAUUGCAAUUCCAUCAAACUGUCAUGGGAAUUAUUCCAUCACCAUUUGACUGUGCCUUGGUCAAUCGUAGUUUAAAAACACUCGAACUAAGAAUGCAAAAACACAUGAAAAAUGGUUUAGCCGUAGCCAUGUUUCUCGAUUCUCAUCCUAAAGUCGAGAAAGUGAUUCAUCCACUUCUCUCGUCACAUCCGCAACAUCAGCUUGCGUUUACACAACAAACAGGGCACAGCGGAAUGGUUUCUUUCUAUCUGAAAGGCGAUUCUAAACGCUUUUUGCUAGCAUUGAAAAUUUUUGUUUUAGCUGUAUCCUUAGGCGGUUACGUAUCGCUAGCCGAAAUGCCAUCCGUAAUGACACACUUGUCCGUGUCAGAAGAUGUGCGAAUAAAAUUAGGCAUAACUGAUCAAUUAAUUCGAUUAUCUGUUGGUCUUGAAACCGAAGACGAUCUCAUAGCCGAUCUCAAACAAGCAUUGGACGCUUGUUAAUGAAUUAAUGAAGUAUUGUCAAAUAUUUCUGAAUAUGCAAAUGUAUGUAUUUUCAAGUUUAAAAUAAAUUACAAUA
This is a messenger RNA of Trachymyrmex septentrionalis, 1225 nucleotides long. RefSeq names its product putative cystathionine gamma-lyase 2. Lineage: Eukaryota; Metazoa; Arthropoda; Insecta; Hymenoptera; Formicidae. Gene Ontology annotation, biological process: transsulfuration. The record is from RefSeq and is a predicted model, not a curated record. The transcript has 7 exons. Gene Ontology annotation, molecular function: pyridoxal phosphate binding; cystathionine gamma-lyase activity. The coding region runs from base 1 to 1149 and encodes 382 amino acids. Gene Ontology annotation, cellular component: cytoplasm.